AAAGGGUCUAGCAGAGUAGAAAACGUGAUACCUUUGCUGAUCCAGACGACAGCCUCCAGUUUGAUGAACCCAGUACACUGAAGACACACAGCUCUACAGUCCUCCUCCUCUGCUGCCAUGGCCAAGCGAAAGUCUAAGAAGCCACAGGAAGGAGACUCCUCCGUUGUGUUGGAGUCUUCAGUACCAAAGCCUAAGGAAAGCAUGGACACCUCCAGGGAAAGCAUAAACUCAUCCAAUGGAAGCCUUAACCCAUCCAGUGGAAGCGUUAACGUAUCCAAGGGAAGCGUAAACCCAUUCUAUGGAAACGUAAACUCCUAUAGUUCUCCAGCUUUGUUGUUCAUCAUUGUCUUCGCAGCAGGUGCCUCUACUAUGGUUUGGUUUUGUGUAGAAAAUCAGCAAAGUUUCGAGCAACUGUCGGAAACUUUUACAACAAUGCAAAAGAAAAUCACCAACCUGCAACAGGUGAUGGAGAUGGCGGAAUCAUCACAGACAUAUACAGGUUUUGAAGUGGAGGAGAGGAUCUUUGCCCUGGAGGCGGCCCAGAAACAUGCUCAGGAUGAGGCUGAGGUUACCCUGGCCAUGUCUGAGAAGUUGAGGUACUCGGAGCUUGGGUCACUAAAUGCUGAGCUGGACACCAGAAUGGCAGAGUUAAAGCAGGUUGUCCUGUCCGUCACAACUCUCCAGGCCAUGUUCAAAAACCAGAGUGAGGAAUUUGAGGCCAUGAAGGAGAGCGUAGCAGCCAGUUUGAGCUCCAGUUCAGCACUGGCUAAAAAUGUAGCUGAGCUGACCAAUGCUGUGGCCAGUGCAUCCUCCAAAGUUAACGAGCAGGAUGCAUCAUUGGCCUUUCUUAAUACACAGCUAGAGGGACAAGCCUCAGAUUUGAAUGAGAUGAAAGAGUUGAUGCACAUCCAUGAUGCUGCACUUCAUACAAGCAACCAGCAAGUGGCUGCAGUAAGGGAGAGUGUCAAGACGAAGCAGAUCAUACAUGCCUUGGCGUUAGAGGAGAUGCUCACUUCUGUGCAGGUUAUUUUGGAUGAGCAGUUUGUCACUACAAAGACCCUCCGCACCAGCAUCAUGGCUCAAAUGCAGACUUUUAACGCCCAGUUGGGGAAUGAUCCUCCUUGGUCAGUGAAUUUUGAUGAGGGACUUGAAGUAGAAGAGUUACUCUCCACCACAGCAGAGGAUGCCACUGAGGUGCAGGAGAAGUUAGAAGACGUUGACGGAAAGGAGGCGCCGGGAAUGCUGAAAGAACAGCCACCGGAACAGGAAGUGAAUGGUGACAUUACAGAGGAGCAGGAGGAAGAAGAAAUAAUUCCAGAAGCUGAAUUCACAGAACAAGAGCUUUUGGAAGUGGUUGCUUUAGAAGAGGAUGUUUUCAGAAACAUUUUCAAUGAAGAAGAAGAAGAAGAAGAGUCAGCUGAAUUAAAUCAGGUGUCCUCCAUGGAUGUGAAUGAGGAAGAUGGGUAGUUGUACUUGAAAUGCUUCGGUAAAUUAUUAGUUCACAAAACUGAAUCUUAUUGAGAUGAAUUGAAACCAUUUUUUUUACACCGCUCACUUUCUUGCAAAUUAUUUGUAGUAUUGGUUAUAUUCUGCUUGGGUGGGGUUUUCUGAGCAUUACUAAAAAACUAGCAAUUGUGUAGAACUUUGAUAAAUAUAUAGUCUUACUUCAGUCAUUGUUGAGGUUUCCUCUUGUCAACAUACAUGUUGUUAGAAAUCACCUACAUUUUAUACAUUUAUGUCUCGCCAACAACUAUUGAUUUGUAUGUAUGUAUAAAUAAAAGUGGCCACACAAUGUCAGUUAAAGCAACAGGUUUCUAUAGAGGGAGGUCUUGAUGGAAAUUAAAUUAUCUAUGUAAAGUAAUUUUAUCAAUCUGUUUCUGAAUGGGCAUUUUGCAAAAUGAGUGGAAAAUCUAUAAACUGUAUUUCAACUGUUUACAAAUGACAAGCUUAAGCUUUGAAAUGUCAAUUGUUUUUGCAAUAUGUAAGAGAAAACAAAUGUGACUAUACUUGCAGCUUGUAAUUUAACACAAGGGCACACGUGUGGUGCCUCUCUCCAUGAAGUUAUUUAUGGUUCAAGUGCACAUGCUGUACAUGUGGGUACAUAGUGUUCUCUUGUCAUUAAGCUCUUUUGUAUAAAGGUUAAAGUACUAUUUUCUUCCAGCAGAUGGUGCCUGAUGACUCCUAAUGAUGAGGAAUAAUCAACAACUCUGAAAGAGGAACCAAAAAAUGUUUUUCUAAAAGAGGGGAUAUCUAAGUGGUCUUUUGAAAGGAAAGUUCUGCUUGCAGCAAAAGAUGGCUUGCUGAAUAAGCCUUCUCAUGUUCUGUAGGCUAUCUACUGUAUGGGUGACACCCUUUCUAAACUUAAACUGACAAACAGCAACCACAUGAUGUUCAAGUGAAAUUACUCUUAGGUUACCAUGAGGUUACUGUGGAAAGAUCUGAAUAAAUACUCAAGUUUGGAAAGGGAGCAGAUAAAGUGUUAUUUUUGAAUUUAUUUUAAUCGGUUGUAAAAAAUACAAGCACAUGCACUCAUUUGUCAGGACAAAACAAUGAAUAGGAGCUUGAUGGCCACAUACAGCUCUGGAAAAAAUGGAGACCCCUGCAGCAUUAUCAGUUUCUCUGGCUUUACUAUAAAUAGGUAUGUUUUUGAAUAAAAUUAUUUAUUUAUUUUCCUCUAAAAACUAAUGACAAUAUUUCUCUGUGUUUGAAUUCAACAGACACUGGAAUGGAGUGGCUGCCACACAGUAUCUAGAGAUUGAGAUUUAUAAAACAUUUGGAGUGGUCUGUUAGUUUUUUCCAGAGCUGUAUGUUCAAAGUAGACAUACUUAUCUGAUGUCUAAAGGCAAGACCUAAUGGGUGUUUUAAAUGUUGAAUACAGAUUUUUAAAAUAUUUUUAAAACAACUUUAAACUGAAGCUACAUGUUGUACUAAAACAAAACUAAUGCAGAAUUAUGUUUGUCAAGAGAAGGGAAAUACAAAUCUUCAUAUCCAAAAUUGUCCUGUGGAACUUUACAUUGCUAAAGGAGAAACGCAUUAACUCAUCAGUGUCACUGUAAGAAUAUAAAUCUGUGAAAUAAUUGGUCUUAUUUUUGUCUGUAAUGAGAUUACAGCAGGUGCAGACCGAGACAGCCAACUCUGACUCAGCCCUGAUUAAAUUAUAAGCCAACAGACACAACAUGAUGCACAUGUUGUGUAUCUACCUGAAACCACUAACACAUUUUAAAUUCAAAAUCCUUACCAUAUAUUUUGUUAUCAACUUUUCACUGAAUAUGCUAUGAAAUAUAUUUGUCCCUUAGAUUAUCUUUCAGGAGAUGAAUUGCAAACAAAUGAGUUUACGGAAUGAUUGAAACUGAGCAUACUCAUAAAGGUAUGUAAACUCAUCUUCACUUUCUACACAUGCAGCUUCCAGCUUGAUUAAAUUAAAACAAGAAGUCUGACUCA
Eleginops maclovinus (Patagonian blennie) is the source of this 3441-nucleotide messenger RNA. Its product is annotated as golgin subfamily A member 2-like. Bases 118 to 1467 code for a protein of 449 amino acids. NCBI's taxonomy places the organism in Eukaryota, Metazoa, Chordata, Actinopteri, Perciformes, Eleginopidae. The transcript has 4 exons. The record is from RefSeq and is a predicted model, not a curated record.